GUAUAGUUCUCUGGGUGUAACAGUGGAAGGAUACACCAGUAUUGUAUAAAUACUUCGGCUUUUUGUUUUGCUGCACUCAGUCGCUUCCUGACGACAAGACGCAGACGUAGAGCUUCUGUAUUCCACCAAAAACGAACAUUUGUUUCGUAAAGAUGCAGAUCUUUGUGAAGACGCUGACUGGUAAGACCAUCACUCUGGAGGUGGAGCCCAGUGACACCAUUGAGAAUGUCAAGGCCAAGAUUCAAGAUAAAGAGGGCAUUCCACCUGACCAACAGCGUCUGAUCUUUGCUGGCAAGCAAUUGGAGGAUGGUCGCACCCUCUCUGACUACAACAUCCAGAAAGAAUCCACUCUCCAUCUUGUCCUGCGUCUCAGAGGAGGUAUGCAGAUCUUUGUGAAGACGCUGACUGGUAAGACCAUCACCCUGGAGGUGGAGCCCAGUGACACCAUUGAGAAUGUCAAGGCCAAGAUUCAAGAUAAAGAGGGUAUUCCACCUGACCAGCAGCGUCUGAUCUUUGCUGGAAAGCAGCUGGAGGAUGGACGCACCCUUUCUGACUACAACAUUCAGAAAGAAUCCACUCUCCAUCUUGUCCUGCGUCUCAGAGGAGGUAUGCAGAUCUUUGUGAAGACGCUGACUGGUAAGACCAUCACCCUGGAGGUGGAGCCCAGUGACACCAUUGAGAAUGUCAAGGCCAAGAUUCAAGAUAAAGAGGGCAUUCCACCUGACCAGCAGCGUCUGAUCUUUGCUGGAAAGCAGCUGGAGGAUGGACGCACCCUCUCUGACUACAACAUUCAGAAAGAAUCCACUCUCCAUCUUGUCCUGCGUCUCAGAGGAGGUAUGCAGAUCUUUGUGAAGACGCUGACUGGUAAGACCAUUACCCUGGAGGUGGAGCCCAGUGACACCAUUGAGAACGUCAAGGCCAAGAUUCAAGAUAAAGAGGGCAUUCCACCUGACCAGCAGCGUCUGAUCUUUGCUGGCAAGCAGCUGGAAGAUGGUCGUACCCUUUCUGACUACAACAUCCAAAAGGAGUCCACCCUCCAUCUUGUUCUGCGUCUCCGUGGGGGCAACUGAUCUGCUCAGCUUUAAAAAAAAAAAAAAAAAAGUCUGGAGACCAAUUCCUUGUUGUUCCUCAUUAAGCAUUCAAUAAAGCUAAAGCAUUCCUCAGUG
Molecule: messenger RNA, 1166 nt
Organism: Pygocentrus nattereri (red-bellied piranha)
Lineage: Eukaryota; Metazoa; Chordata; Actinopteri; Characiformes; Serrasalmidae
Product: ubiquitin C
Exons: 2
Coding region: 153-1070 (305 amino acids)
Biological process (GO): modification-dependent protein catabolic process; protein ubiquitination
Cellular component (GO): cytoplasm; nucleus
Molecular function (GO): protein tag activity; ubiquitin protein ligase binding
Source: RefSeq, a predicted model, not a curated record